This is a messenger RNA of Paracoccidioides brasiliensis Pb18, 234 nucleotides long. RefSeq lists its product as uncharacterized. Bases 1 to 234 code for a protein of 77 amino acids. The transcript has a single exon. The record is from RefSeq and is a predicted model, not a curated record.
AUGCCGUUGAUUGAAAAAUAUACCACGUUGCGCUGCCCAGAAACGCUCUUCACCUCCAUAAUUGAAGUUGAAAUCGAAAGAGCUGGAAUGCUGGAGUGCCAAACUGGAUCUCUUGAGACCUUUCUCCCACAACAGGCGGCUAGGACGUACAGUACAGAACUAGCCUGGGAACUUGGGGGUGUUAGUCCUCAAGAUUGGGCCACUCCCAGGGCUCCCACCGUUGCCUGUUCAUAA